CUCUCUCUCUCUCUCUCUCUCUCUCUCCGCCCUGUCCGUUACACACGCUAAGAGUGUGUUUGUGUGUAGAAACCAGCAAAUAAGUUUGUUUGAUGCUCAUCUCCGGAUUUCCCGCUAGAGAGUGUUUAUUCCAUGCGUGAAGGAUUGAAGAUGUUUGAUCUUAAUGUUGAUGUUGCGCUCUCGGUUGUUGAUACAAGUACUAAAUGCGAUCGAAAUGGUUGUGCGACUAACGGCGAUAUCGCUGUUAAAAAGAAUGAACAAGAAGAUCGUCAAUCGGGAAUUCAUUCCGGUACUUCAGUUUCCUCCGACGUACUCAACGUCACCGUUGAUGUCGACGUUGACGACGAAGACUCGGUAUCAUAUACUGCUCUUCAUAAGCAAGCUUGUCAUAUUGUAAGUCAAACGGGAGAAUCGAUGGAAAAUUCAAAUCGAGCAUCUGCCGGUUUGAUUACACGGCAGUUUUUUCCUGUUGCGAGUUAUUUGGAGCUGGGGGAGGAGUUACGUUCCCGAUUAAUAACUUCAUCCCCGUCGACGAUAUCCUUUCUUGGAGCAGACUGGUUAAAUCUCAAGGUUCCGGAAUCUGCGCCGGUUCCACUGAACGUGCAAGCGCUGCCGCCGCAGAAGGUAAGGAAAACCCGAAGGGGACCACCGUCAAAGAGCUCACAGUACCGUGGAGUGACGUUUUAUCGCCGGACUGGUAGAUGGGAAUCACAUAUAUGGGAUUGCGGAAAACAACUAUAUUUAGGUGGAUUUGAUACUUCACAUGCUGCAGCCAGAGCCUAUGAUCGGGCUGCAAUCAAGUUCAGGGGAAACGAUGCUGACAUCAAUUUUGAUUUAAGCGAUUAUGAGGAAGAUAUGGCCCAGACGAAGAACUUGUCAAAAGAAGAAUUCAUUCAGAUACUUCGUAGGCAGAGCAAUGGAUUCUCAAGAGGAAGUUCAAGAUACCGAGGAGUUACCCUUCACAAAUGUGGUAGAUGGGAGGCUCGCAUGGGUCAGCUACUUGGGAAAAAGUAUGUUUACCUUGGAUUAUUCGAUAAUGAAGUAGAAGCUGCAAGGGCUUAUGACAAAGCUGCCAUUAAAUAUAGUGGAAGGGAAGCCAUCACCAACUUUGAGCCAAGCACUUAUGGGGCAGAUAUAAUAGAUUUGGACCAAGCAAGUGGUGAGAAUCUUGAUCUGAACCUAUGGAUUUCUCCCACUCCCACUCUCAGUACAUGGAAUGAGAAUCAGAAUGUUGAGAAUGUGGAUAUGGGUUUUACUGCUGCUUCUGGGAAAAGGCAAAAGGUUGGGGGACAAUACCAAUACCAAUACCAAUCCCAAUCACACUACACUGCAUUGUCUACACCAAAUUAUGAGGAAAUGACAAAAGGGAUUUCAUCUGCAAGUGUUGUUCCCUCAACAGCAGCAUGGCAAAGGCAAAUGCAAAUGCAAAUGCAGCAGCAUCAUCAGGAUUCGCUUCUUCUAUUACAAAGUUCUCAGACAUCCUUCUAUUCUUAUCCAACACAAACAUAAACGUUCACAUCAACAAUUUACUACAACCUCUUAUCCAAUGCCAACCACAACCACUACUUACUAAACCGCCAAAUCUGUUUCAAAUUUGUUCAAAGGCAUAUAUGAUAAUACUUGGACCUUUAAUUCUCUUUUUGUUGGUGAGAGCCAAUUACAAGU
Molecule: messenger RNA, 1665 nt
Organism: Lactuca virosa
Lineage: Eukaryota; Viridiplantae; Streptophyta; Magnoliopsida; Asterales; Asteraceae
Source: the annotation of a GenBank genome assembly